Drosophila bipectinata is the source of this 616-nucleotide messenger RNA. Lineage: Eukaryota; Metazoa; Arthropoda; Insecta; Diptera; Drosophilidae. The record is from RefSeq and is a predicted model, not a curated record.
GUUUAACUUAACGAGGCCCGAGCCGGACGAGCUAUCCUCAUUCUAUUCCCAACUCUCGGACCAAUCGUUUCGGCUCUCCAAAUUCUAAAUUCCAAAUUCUAAAUUUAUAAAUUCUAAAAUAACAUUUAAAGAUGCCUUGCCAACCUUGCUGUGCUCCUGCCUGCUGCGGAACCUGCUUCUGCCCCAAGCGCUACCUCGUGGACAAGGAGAACGCACCUUGUGUGUGGUGUGCCCCUUGCAAAGCCCACUGUUACAACACCCCACCGAAAUGCUGUUGCUAGGGUCACAUCCGUGGAUCUGCUUGUGAAGUUAUUUCUCCAUAUUUCUCCCCUUUGCUAUUCCCGAGUGGCUUCUAAUGACUCUUAGUUGAGCGAUGUCAAUGCUUCUGUGCCAUGUCCUAACCAAAAUGGUGUGAAAUCGACGGGACAUGUUGAGCAAGCAAUGUCCUUCAGUUUAAUCCCAAUAGAAGCCAGUGCAAGUCAGGAAUCCAAGGAAGAUAACUCUGUCAAAAGGACCGAAGGAGGAAUGAAGGUGGCAACUUCUGGUAGCACGGCAUUUCAAAAUUUUGAAACCAUUGGAAACCAAUUUAGGCAAUAAAAUUAUAAGUUAUCUAUUA